UCAAGUUUCAAGCACGCAUAGACAAGGUUCAGCUCCCCCUGCCCCCUCUCAAUUGUCUCCCAUUCCUGAGUCUCCCCAUUCCUCCCAAACAUGCAAGAAAAGAAACCAGAAACGGCAGCCAAAAACCCUAAGAAGGCCAAUCUCUUAGACCACCACUCUAUCAAGCACAUCCUCGACGAGUCCAUCUCCGAGAUCGUGACGGGUCGUGGUUAUGCGGAAGACGUGAGGAUGAGUAAUGUAAGACUGGUGAUGGGAACGAUCAUAAUUAUCAUUGCUCUGGUGGCUCAGUUCUACAAGAAGAAGUUCCCUGAGAACCGGGAUUUUCUCAUCGCCUGCAUCGUAUUGUAUAUAGUCUUCAAUGGGUUGUUGCAGCUGAUCUUAUACACAAAGGAGAAGAAUGCGAUUCUGUUUACCUAUCCUCCUGCGGAAUCGUUUACCAGCACUGGCUUGGUGGUGUCUUCCAAAUUGCCAAGAUUUUCAGAUAUGUACACACUUACCAUAGCAAGUGCAGAUCCUAAAUCAAUUUCUGCAAAUGAACCUGUACAUCUUACCAAAAGUGUUACUCAAUGGUUCACCAAGGAUGGAAUUUUGGUGGAGGGCCUAUUCUGGAAAGAUGUUGAAGGAUUAGUAGAUCAAUAUGCUAGAGAACCAAAGAAGAACAAGUGAUUUGAAGAUCGUAAAAAUGAUCUUCCAGUUCCGGGGAGACUUAGCUUCAGACGUUGUCUGAUAGGACAGUGGUUGGCAGAAAGAACUCUAGUUAUAUGUCGACGUGACUAAGAUGUUCCUCAUUGACAUCAUGGUUUUUUUUUUUGCACUGAUAAACGUAGAGCCGAACUAAGGGAAUUAAAAUCUUGUCAGCCUUAUAAGACAAUUUACUCCAUUAUAGUCGAUUCAGCUAGUGAAACCUGGAAUAUUUGCCAUCUAUUUAUCUCAAAAAAUUUCAUUUUCUCUUCA
Molecule: messenger RNA, 954 nt
Organism: Alnus glutinosa
Lineage: Eukaryota; Viridiplantae; Streptophyta; Magnoliopsida; Fagales; Betulaceae
Product: signal peptidase complex subunit 2
Exons: 5
Coding region: 91-666 (191 amino acids)
Biological process (GO): protein targeting to ER
Cellular component (GO): membrane; signal peptidase complex
Source: RefSeq, a predicted model, not a curated record